Molecule: messenger RNA, 1994 nt
Organism: Myripristis murdjan (pinecone soldierfish)
Lineage: Eukaryota; Metazoa; Chordata; Actinopteri; Holocentriformes; Holocentridae
Gene: sertad2b
Product: SERTA domain containing 2b
Exons: 2
Coding region: 182-1513 (443 amino acids)
Cellular component (GO): nucleus
Molecular function (GO): transcription regulator activity
Source: RefSeq, a predicted model, not a curated record
CGGGCCAUCUGAUUUUUAGCUGAAUUAGAAAUUAGACACAAUAACUUGCAGCGGAGAUCAGGUUUCUGCAGCGGCUCGGAGCUCGAAGGCUGAUUCCUCCACAUAUUUUUUUUUUAUAUAUAUAUUUAUAUUUUUUUAGUUACUUCAGCACCGUGCUGGACGGAUCUGCCAUCCAGGAUAUAUGUUCGGUAAAGGUGCGAAGCGGAAGCUGGACGAGGAUGAAGAGGGGCUGGAAGGCAAAGCGCUGGCGUCGGCGGUGGCGUCGGUGGGCGGCGGCCUCGGCGUGGGUCCGGACGGCCUGUCCAAGGUGUCGUACACGCUGCAGCGCCAGACCAUCUUCAACAUCUCGCUCAUGAAGCUGUACAGCCAGCGGCCGCUGGGCGAGCCCAGCCUGGAGCGCCGCGUGCUCAUCAACAACAUGCUGCGCCGCAUCCAAGACGAACUCAAGCAGGAGGGCUCCCUGCGGCCGCUGUUGCUGCCGCCCUCGCCGCCGCCCGACGACCCCAUGGACGAGGGCUUCCGCGAGGCCCCGCCCUCCUUCGGCGUCCUGUCGGCGACGGCCCAGCUGUCCCAGCCUUCGGCGCUGCUGAUGCCAGCCAUUGCCCCGCCGCCUUCGCCCCACCCCCUGGUGCCUCCUGCCUGCCAGGCGUCCCAGGCCUGCCCCGCCCCUCUGGGGGCUUGCCCCGCCCCUCUGGGGGUCGGCCCCGCCCCCCUGGAGGCCUGCCUCACGCCGGCCUCGCUGCUGGAGGAGGACAGCGGUGGCGAUUCGGCCUUCUGCGCUUCGUCCCCACCCACUCCUCCUCUGUCGCCUCCCCCGGCGCCUCCUCUGCCGCCGCCGUCGGCCCUCCUCACCCAGGCGGCCCCCAGGGUCCCCGUGCCUGCCUUGUCCAAUAACGACUUCCCUUCCGCUCUGAGUGACAUGGAGUUGGGCCCGCCCACAGCCAUAACAAGGACAGCAGCAGCGAACGCUGCUACCACGACUACCUCCCCGGCUCCCUCACCGCUCGCCCAGCACGCCCACUUAGCGCCCCUCCCCCUGAGCCCCGCGGGCGCCGCCAGAGACAGCAGGACCGCGGGCGCUAAAUCAGAGGCGGCUGGCGUCUUGCUGGCGGAAAGCCGCUGUGCCGAGGUUCGGCCGAUGGACGCCCUGCCCGCGCUGCCCCCCGGUGUCCUGGUAGACAUUACCUCCUCCCCCUCCUCGCCGCCCUCCUCCUCCUCGCCCUCGGGGUUCCUCUCGGACUUGGCGCUGGACGACGUCCUGUUCGCCGACAUCGACACGUCCAUGUAUGACUUUGACCCGUGUACAACGGCGGGGGCCGUGGGUGCGGCGGCGGCGGCGGCGGCGGCGGGCGGCAACCUCGCCAAGCUGCCGCCGGUGGUGACGGCCGACGACCUCCUCAAAUCGCUGGCGUCGCCGUACAGCGGCCCCGCCCCCCAGGUUUCAGCCAAUCAGCCUUUUAAGAUUGACCUGACAGAACUGGACCACAUCAUGGAGGUGCUGGUGGGCUCGUGACUCCUGGACGCCGACGCCUCGCGCUCGUAGAGACUUUUUUUUUUUUUUUUUCAUCCAGGGGAGAACAGACUGGAAUGAAACUUCGGGGUCGAUUUUAAAAAAAGUUUUUUGUGGUUGUUGUGUUAUGUUUUUGUUUGUUUGUUUGUUUGUUUGUUUGUUUGUUUUUAUACUCCUUUAAAAGGUCGGUAAUUGUAAGCAUCAAUGGUGAUGUCAUUCAGUACUACUACAACUACAACUACUACUACACAACACUGUGCAUGCACUGUGCUCGCCUUUCCAGAGAAUGGAAGUGAAGUAACCGGGAAACAAAGACACACACUCACACACACACACACACACACACACACUGAAUUCAUGGCUUUUAGCAGACGAGUGCCUUUCAAAAUGACCACUUAUUCAAUUCCUGUCUUUACAGUACUUUAUGUGUCUUUAUGUUGUUUUUUCUUCUUCUUCUUCUUCUUUUCACUUUAAACAGCCUAGA